GUUCAGAGUCAGACCACAUUACUGUGCGUGAGGUUUCCCAACUUAACAUGAUGAGCACUCUGAAUGUGAUGACAAUAUGAUGAGAGGAAGCAGGGAGGUACACACCCUCCAACUUCUGCUUUUCACUCCACAAAAAAAUCACCCUCAGGAAUGUGCAAAGCAAUCCAUCUGAUGUCUUCAGUGUGUUGAUUUCUAACAAUGGACAAUUUGAUUCUGAUUAUUCUGGUGACAAUAUCGCCAGGUGUGUGGAGUGGAGACUGGAGGGUGAUCGUUGAAGAUGAGUGUGCUUUAAAAGGGACGUCAGUAGUUAUUAAGUGCGAGUAUGAUUAUCCUUCAGCUCAUAUUGUCAUUUCAACCAGCUGGUCUAAAGCCCUGUAUGUAGAUGGGAAUUGGAAGCAGUUUCUCCUUUCACAAAUCCCUUCACCCCCAAACCACUUUCAAUAUGUGGGCAACCGGUGGAGUGACUGUAAACUGAAGAUCAAUGAUGUACAACCAAGUGAUGAGGGCGCAUACUUUUUUAAUUUUGUGACAACGUUCAACAGAUGGAGAAGUAAAACAUUUGCUAGCUUGUCCGUAAAAGAGUUGACCGCUGUCGUACAGCCGAGCACCGUGACGGAGGGAGACGUUGUCAGAUUGACCUGUGUGUCAGGUUGUCCCACGCCUGUGAGCAUUGUCUGGUUCAGAGAUGGACAACGUGUACCAAAUCCAGUCUUCCAGGCCGGGAGAGAGGAUGCUGGGAGGUACCACUGUGCCGUCCUGGGACAAGAGACGGCCAGAUCUGCCUCUGUGGCUCUGAGUGUUCAGUAUGCUCCCAGGAAAGUCAAGUUGUCAAUGAGUCCAUCAGUCGUCAAAGGAAGUUCGGUGACUUUCACCUGCAGCAGUGACGCCGUCCCACCUGUGACACAACGUGGAUACAGCCUGUAUAAAGACGGACACUUCAUCAGUUCAGGACAGAAUCACACCAUCUCUGACGUCCAGCCCAGCCACGGGGGGCUGUACCUCUGUCAGGCCUGGAAUGACAUCAGCUGGAGGGGCAUCGCCCGGAUCAACUCCACUGAGGUUCACCUUGAUGUCCAGUACCGUCCAGAGAACCUUUCCGUUUCAAUGGACCCGCCACACGUUGUUGAGGGCAGCAGUGUGAAUCUGAGCUGCAGCUGUGCUGCUAACCCUGCAGCAGACAACUACACCUGGUACAGGGCUUCUGGUUCUGGUUCCAGUUUCAGCCCCCUGAUCCAGGUGGGCUCAGGACAGGUGCUGUCUCUCCCCUCUGUGGAGGCGUCCCACACUGGAGUCUACGUCUGCCAGGCCAGGAACCCACUGGGGCAAAACAACUCGACUGAGGUGCUGCUCGCAUUAAAGGAAAAGGACCAUGGAAGCCGGUCCUUCCCUAUCUUGGCUGGAUUUGGAGUCUUGGUUUUUGUGACACUUCUUCUACUUCUUCUUUUGUUCUGGCUGAAACAGAGGACCCGCGCAGAGAAAAAGGUCCACACAUCGUAUGAAGAUGAGGUCACAUACUCAACAGUGACCUUUAAACCCAGAAACCCCGGUCCUCCACAUCACACAAACAGCAGCAGAGUGGCACCGGACUCCAGGUUCAAAGGCGGGGAGAACGACAACUCAGUGAUCUACUCUUCAGUGGCUAAAUCCAGCUGAGACGGAUGGAUCCUUUCCCUCUUUUUUGAGUGCAGCUUUAUCAUCAUCAUCAUCAUCAUCAUCAUCAAGAAACCUAUGUUAAUACAUGUUGUCUUGUCAUGUGGCGUCUUACUGUUAAGAUAGUUGUAUAAAAGUUAAAUGCUCAGUCUAUCGGGAGGAAAAGAGAUCUCAUAGCAUCUUUUUUUUGCUGUACAUUGUAUUUAUAUUAAGUUAUUCUAGAAUUUGCAAUACUUGACUGAAUGACAAUGUUGAAUAGUUUUGAUAUACGAAAAGGAUGGUUGGGGGGAAUCCUGCAACAUCAGAUUUGUGUCUAUUUCAUUCUGUUGUGUCUAGGAUACUGUUAUACUUCAGUAAAAUAAUUGUUCUUUACUGCAUCUGUACAGAUGAUAUUAAAAAUGUAUUA
Etheostoma spectabile (orangethroat darter) is the source of this 2056-nucleotide messenger RNA. Its product is annotated as B-cell receptor CD22. Lineage: Eukaryota; Metazoa; Chordata; Actinopteri; Perciformes; Percidae. The transcript has 10 exons. The coding region runs from base 199 to 1653 and encodes 484 amino acids. The record is from RefSeq and is a predicted model, not a curated record.